Molecule: messenger RNA, 3671 nt
Organism: Plutella xylostella (diamondback moth)
Lineage: Eukaryota; Metazoa; Arthropoda; Insecta; Lepidoptera; Plutellidae
Gene: Stt3A
Product: catalytic subunit 3A of the oligosaccharyltransferase complex
Biological process (GO): post-translational protein modification
Cellular component (GO): membrane
Molecular function (GO): dolichyl-diphosphooligosaccharide-protein glycotransferase activity
Source: RefSeq, a predicted model, not a curated record
CCUACCAACUGUCAAACAGCGUCGGUCGAAAAACUCAAAAAUCGGUGAUGUGAUAGGUUGCCGGUGAAUAUUGUAAUUAAAUAAGUUUUAUUCGUCUAAUUUAUGUAAACCUUCAUUCAUGUAUUUUAUAUAAAGCUCCAAACUCAUAUUGAAGCUGAAAUAUAUCUUCCACGAUGACCGCGGAAGCACCGAAGCUGAAAAUGCCGCAUUUAUCAUCCGAUAAGCAGCUUACAUUUAUUAAACUUGCUGUGUUGUCCAUGGCAGCAAUUUUAUCAUUUGCCACAAGAUUAUUCUCUGUUCUUCGCUUUGAGAGUGUUAUUCACGAGUUUGAUCCAUACUUUAACUAUCGUACCACAAGGUACCUAACAGAGGAAGGAUUUUAUAACUUCCAUAACUGGUUUGAUGACCGAGCAUGGUAUCCUUUAGGAAGAAUCAUUGGUGGUACCAUCUACCCUGGUCUAAUGGUGACUUCGGCCACACUGUACAACAUAAUGCAGUUCCUGAACAUCACUAUAGACAUCCGUAAUGUCUGUGUGUUCCUCGCGCCAUUCUUCUCCUCGCUCACCACUAUUGUCACCUACUUGUUGACUAAAGAGCUCAAGGAUGAAGGUGCAGGGUUGGUAGCGGCAGCCAUGAUAGCCAUAGUGCCGGGCUACAUCAGCCGUUCUGUUGCUGGCUCCUAUGACAACGAGGGCAUUGCCAUAUUCUGCAUGCUACUCACUUACUACUUCUGGAUCAAGGCUGUCAACACUGGAACUAUUCUGUGGGCCACCCUCACUGCUUUGGCUUACUUUUACAUGGUAUCAUCAUGGGGAGGCUACGUGUUCCUCAUCAACUUGAUCCCGCUCCACGUGCUGGCCCUCAUGUGUCUGGGGCGGUUCUCCGCGCGAGUGUAUGUGGCCUACAGCACUCUGUAUACGGUCGGCACGAUACUGUCCAUGCAGAUCAGCUUCGUCGGCUUCCAGCCCGUGCAGAGCUCCGAGCAUAUGCUGGCUCUCGGCACAUUCGGCCUGUGCCAGUUAUACGCGUUCGCUCAGUACCUCCGCUCCAAGAUGUCUCCGGCCAACUUCGAGCUGCUGUUCAAGGCUCUGGUGACGGCGCUGCUCGCCACGCUCGGCACGGGCGUUGUCGUGCUUACUGUUACUGGAAAAAUUUCACCAUGGACUGGACGAUUCUACUCGCUUCUCGACCCUUCGUAUGCUAAGAACCACAUUCCUAUUAUUGCAUCAGUCUCCGAGCACCAGCCGACAUCCUGGUCGUCGUUCUACUUCGACCUGCAAGUGCUGGUGUUCCUGUUCCCGGCCGGGCUCUACUUCUGCUUCAGCAAGCUCACCGACGCCAACAUCUUUAUCAUCCUGUACGGAGUGCUCAGCAUUUACUUUGCGGGCGUCAUGGUGCGUCUCAUGCUUGUGUUAGCGCCAGUAAUGUGCAUCGUAUCCGGAGUCGCCGCGUCGUCGCUUCUGAGCCUUCACGUUAAAGACAUAGAGCCUAAAGUUGAAAAGCACGAGAUCAAGAAGAAGAAGCAUGAGAACAAUUUGGUAUUCAGGUCUGAGGUGGGCGCAGUGUUCGUGUGCGUGCUCUCCUUCUUGCUCAUCACGUACGUGUUCCACUGCACGUGGGUGACGUCGGAGGCGUACUCGUCGCCCAGCAUCGUGCUGUCGGCGCGCGCGCACGACGGGGCGCGCAUCAUCUUCGACGACUUCCGCGAGGCCUACACGUGGCUCAAGAUGAACACGCCCGAGGACUCAAAAGUGAUGUCAUGGUGGGACUACGGCUACCAGAUAACGGCGAUGGCGAACCGCACAGUCAUAGUGGACAACAACACGUGGAACAACACGCACAUCUCGCGCGUGGGGCAGGCCAUGGCGUCCGGCGAGCAGAAGGCCUACGAGAUCAUGACGCAGCUCGACGUCGACUAUGUGCUCGUCAUAUUCGGCGGGCUCGUGGGGUACUCUUCUGAUGACAUAAACAAGUUCCUGUGGAUGGUGCGCAUAGGGGGCAGCACCGAGCACGGCGCGCACAUCAAGGAGGCGGACUACUACACGCCGGGCGGCGAGUUCCGCGUGGACGCCGACGGCAGCCACACGCUGCUCAACUGCCUCAUGUACAAGAUGAGCUACUACAAGUUCGGCCUCGUCUACACUGAGGGCGGCCGGCCGCCGGGCUUCGACCGCGUGCGGGGCUCCGAGAUCGGCAACAAGGACUUCAACCUGGACGUGCUGGAGGAGGCGUACACCACGGAGCACUGGCUCGUGCGCAUCUACAAGGUCAAGCCGCAGCCCAACCGCGGCGUGUGAGGGUAGAAUUGGCCCUAGUCACCCUACAAGGCCGGUUCUCAAGGCAGGCCCCCCAUUUUCGGUCUACCGACAUCAUAACAAAUGACUUAAAAAUCUCCAAGAAUACGAAAUAUGUCGUGUGUUGAGAUGAUUUCGAGAGAACGAAAAUCGGGGGCCAGAAAUGUUGAAUUCGAUUCAUGGUCAUCCGUUUUAGUGUGAGUUCAACGUUUUCUCUGCCUUUAGAACUAGGCUCAAUGUAAGUUCAUAGUAUUAAAUAACGAUUUAGAGUCAUUGCAGUUGAACAAGUUGACAAGGAAAUCAGUCUCAAUUUAUGAUACAAACUUGUUAAAUAGUUAAGCCUUUGUUUCGAUUAUAACUAUAACUAAAAUUCAACUGUUGUGAACGAAAAAUAUUCUAAAUCAGUACUUAAUGCUAUGGACGAUUGUUUUAAGACAAGUUGUAAGUAAAAACUGCGCUAUUUCAUUAGAACUGACAUUGUUUACAUACUGAGUCAACUUUUAGAUACUAUAGGUUCCUUGCCAGAUGAAGUGGCAGUGCCGUUUUUGCAUACAACUUUGUUAUUAAGAAUAUAUGAUUGCAAAUACGAGGAAAUGAAUGCAAUAAUAUGUGCAAAAUAUAUUGAUAAUUGGAAGCUAAAUAACUUCAAAGUGUAGUUAGAAAUGGUGUGUUCUAAGACGUAUGUAUGUAUAUUCCAGACAGUUUUUAUUACUAAGUAUAUUGUUUUUUUUAUUAGUUUCUCCAUUUACAAACUAGUUACACACUGAAGAACUAUGUGAUCAUAAUUUGUCUCAAUUUACAUUUUAAGAGGAAAGUGAUAGUCACAAAAAUGUUCCAUUUUCGAAAUCCCUAGUUGUUAGGUUAUAACAGAAUAACUGGUCACAAAAAUAAAUUAUCCAUUCUAAAAUAGUCACAAAAUUCAAACGUGUUCGAAAUAGUUAUUACUGAAGAGUCAAGUCACAAAAAUGUUAUUGCACAGUUAUAAUUUUAAUUAACUUGUUGCAAUAUUUUAUUUUUAUUUCUGCGCUACAUUGAUUUGCUAUCUCGUUCUUUGGGAUUUAGCAUUAGUCUUACGCAUUUUUAGAUGUUCUAAUUCAUGAUACCUACCAACAAAAACCUUUUUAUUUAACAUAAUUAUGGUGCGAUAGUAGCCGUAUAACAAAUACGCACACAUAACUUAGAUUUUAUAAUUGUGUAAAAAUAUCUUCCUUAUCUAAAUGCUUCUUAAAAUAUAGAUAAGUAGUAGGUAUAACCCAAAUUGACAUGACUGUGGUUAGAUCUUGUAAAGAAAGUUGUAGGCUUGGAGAAAAUGAAUGAAAGGUGUAUAAAAUCUUUUUUUAUUUUUAUUUGAAAUAAAAGUUCUAUGAAUAAUUUAAA